CACGAAAACAUUUCUACUUGUACAAUCCAUUCAAAAGACCAAACCAGACCAGACCAGACCAGACCAGACCAGCCCAUCUCCCCCCGAGCAAAUCUCCUCCAGUGUCAAGAAUGCACGACCCAUUCCCCUCUCCCCCACCAAGUCUGGUCAAAUCCACCCUUCCCUGGAGCUCCGCCCUAAACCUCACCACCCUCCCCCUCCACAUCCACGAGAUCCUCUUCGCAUGGACAACCUACCACCUGAUCUUCCAAUUUUUCUCCCCCUUCUUGUCCUCUUGUCUGUCUCCCAAUACAUACACCCGUCUCCCACGGCGCACGAGGAUCAAGUGGGAUGCGUGUUUCACUUCUUUUGUCCAAUCCUGUUUUAUUGUUACCUUUUCGCUUUUCGUGAUUUGGAAGGAUGAGGAGAGGAUGCAGGGCGGCUGGAUGGAGAGGAUUCAUGGGUAUACGGGUGCCGAAGGCGCCGUGCAGGCUUGUGUUGAGGGGUACUUUUUGUGGGAUUUGGUUGUUAGUGUGUUGCAUUUCGACUUGUUGGGCAUUGGGAGUUUGAUGCAUGCUAUGAGUGCUUUGAUGAUUACUACGUUGGGAUUUGUAAGUAUUCCUAUUUCGCUCUCUGAUUUCUGAGCUCUGAUGGGGCAAAUACUGAUUUGGAGCUGAGAAUCUUGAGAAAGGAUCUCUGAUCUUGACUUGCUGCAAUUAUGAAUGAUCUCAUAAAAGAUUGCUAACAAUUCCUUGUUAUUCAUUAAAGCGUCCAUUUGCGAUUUAUUACGGAAUGAACUUUAUCCUCUACGAACUCUCCACGCCUUUUCUCAACAUCCACUGGUUUUGCGAUAAAUUAAAUCUAACUGGUUCCAACUUUCAACUCUACAACGGGCUUAUCCUUCUCACCACCUUCUUCUGUAGUCGGAUCAUCUGGGGAAAUUACCAAUCAUUCAACAUUUACCGCGACGUCUGGGCAGCGGUCACUGAUGAAAAAUCCGAGGUGAACUUACCGAUUUGGUUAGCACUCAUCUACUGUGGGUGUAAUACCGUUCUGAGUAUGUUGAAUAUCUACUGGUUUGGUAAAAUGGUCCAAGCCGUGGCAAAACGAUUUAGUCCAGCUGGAUCCAAAGUGAAGAGCGAGAAAUUCCUCAAAGAAAAGGAAAAAGGAGGCCACUUUGAGUGAGAAGCUAUGCUGGGGGAUAGAUUACAGGAGAUUGGCAAUGCUGCAACUUCAUUUGUGUUAGAUGUACAGAAAGACGAGAGUACUUAGACUUUGCGUCCUAUUAGAAUAAGGACCCAAACCAAUCGAAAUACUAUUAAUAUGUCCUCGGUGUUGAGAGUAUGGUAUAUUGUCGGUUGGGACCUUUGGAAUCAAGUGGUUGUAUAUACUUAAACACAUAUUCGAGACGGGAAUAAGAAGCACAAAGUCGGCAUGAGGUGCUCAGGAGACGCUUUUAUAGUAUCUCAUUUCAUGAAGAGAGCUGGUC
Messenger RNA from Hymenoscyphus albidus, 1468 nucleotides. The record is from the annotation of a GenBank genome assembly. NCBI's taxonomy places the organism in Eukaryota, Fungi, Ascomycota, Leotiomycetes, Helotiales, Helotiaceae.